This is a messenger RNA of Drosophila obscura, 2809 nucleotides long. RefSeq names its product cyclin-Y (gene CycY). The coding region runs from base 764 to 1957 and encodes 397 amino acids. Gene Ontology annotation, biological process: regulation of cyclin-dependent protein serine/threonine kinase activity; regulation of canonical Wnt signaling pathway. Lineage: Eukaryota; Metazoa; Arthropoda; Insecta; Diptera; Drosophilidae. The record is from RefSeq and is a predicted model, not a curated record. Gene Ontology annotation, molecular function: protein kinase binding; cyclin-dependent protein serine/threonine kinase activator activity. Gene Ontology annotation, cellular component: plasma membrane. The transcript has 3 exons.
GCCCCCCGACCGCCAGUGCCGACGACGAAGCUAGCGAUUCCAUUCAUUCAUUCAUGCAUUUUGGGGAGCGUGAUUAAUAUGGAGCCCACCGUUUGACUGUGUGACAAAUUAAUCUAAAUCUGGGCCAUCAGUUUUUGGUGACAAUCACUCAUCAGUCGGCCAAACAACACCCAAGCCACAAGCCACCCAGCCCCGCCCCAAGAAAGAAAAAACGCGAAAAUCAAAAAACUGAGAGAAAAAAACCAAACCAACAAAGACCUCGCCUUGCCUCGCCAAAUUAGGCAACCUGCAAUCCACCUACGGACGGGUGUCGCGACUCGCGACCGGCCUGCUCUGCUCUGCUGUUUGUCGUGCCUGGGGUUAAUUAAUUUCAUUUUUUGCACAAUAAUCCGGCUGGCCUUUAAGCUGGCAGCGAUAUUCCGCGUUUGGGCAAACAGAAUCGAAUCUUAUCUACAAAUAAAAAGAAUAAUAAUGAGUUGCAUAUGCGGUAGAUACGGGAUGAGCAGCGUUCAGUAGCAGCGGCAGGGAUUAUUGUGGAACGAUAUAAACGCCAGCGCCAUGCUGAUAGACAACACAGCGGAUCACCCAAGACGACCAAGUGCCAAAAACGAGAUUCGAGCGUGAACGAAACGAGAGCAGAGAGCCCACAGCCACAGCCAGAGCCAAAGCGAGGAAUAGUGACGGGAAGAGCGACAGGAAAUUGCAUUUAAACUGCCAAUUCACUCCAAAGCACUCCAAGUCAUCCAUCAAGCCAUCAUCAAUCAUGGGUAACAAGAACUCGUGCUGUGCGUACUCCAGUCCGCAGUCGGAUCGCAAGUCCAAGGAUAUGCCGCCAGUGUUUGAGGAGCGCCAUCAGCUGAAUCAUCCGCCACACACCUCACAGCAUCAGCUGGAUGGACAUCAUGGCUCCACGGCGGCGGUGCAUCAUCAUCAUCAUCAUAAUCACCAUCAGCAGGGCAGCAGCGACAAUUUUGAGAAUCAACAGAAUCUGCAGCACAUCUCGGAACGGGAGCCAGUGGAGGGCGAUGAGGACCCAUCGGUGGAUCCAACGGCAGCCACCAUGUUUCUCGAACGCUCCAAGGUGGAGAAUGGCGGCAUGACGCGUAAACGCUCACAGCAGCAGAUCGCGCAGCAGGCGGGCAGCAUUGGCGGCGGUGGCAGCACACCCGGUGGCAAUAGCUGUGGCGGCGGUGGUGGCGUUGGCGGUGGCAUGAAGAAGAGCUCUUCCUGCUCCACCAUCUAUCUGGACGAUAGCACUGUGUCGCAGCCAAAUCUCAAGAACACCGUCAAGUGUGUCUCGCUGGCGAUUUACUAUCACAUCAAGAACCGUCAGUCGGAUCGCCGUCUGGACAUAUUCGAUGAGAAGGCGCAUCCACUGACGCAUGACCCAGUGCCCGAAAACUAUGAUACCCACAAUCCCGAGCACCGACAGAUCUACAAGUUUGUGCGGACGCUCUUCAAUGCCGCCCAACUGACGGCAGAGUGUGCAAUCAUCACGCUAGUCUACCUAGAGCGACUCCUCACCUAUGCGGAAAUGGAUGUGGGCCCAUCCAACUGGAAGCGCAUGGUGUUGGGUGCCAUAUUGCUCGCCUCCAAGGUGUGGGACGAUCAGGCUGUGUGGAAUGUGGACUACUGCCAGAUACUCAAAGACAUUACGGUGGAGGAUAUGAACGAGCUGGAGCGACAGUUCCUGGAGCUGCUGCAGUUCAACAUUAAUGUGCCCUCCUCUGUGUAUGCCAAAUACUAUUUCGAUUUGCGAACACUGGCCGAGGCAAAUGAGCUCAAUUUCCCCACAGAGCCGCUGUCCAAGGAGCGCGCCCAAAAGCUGGAGGCCAUGUCCCGUGUUAUGCAGGACAAAGUCACAGCCGAGGCGCUCAAGAAUGGCAUCAAGAAAUGGUCCUCCAUGGACAACAUCAGUCAGGGCGGUCCGCGUCGCAGCGUGGCCAUAUUAUCGUGAUUUAUAUUAGCUUACUAAAAACUAUAAAACGAAAACAACCAGAAGAGAUCUGUAUUCUGUAGAGUCUCCUCCGUAGUGUGUCCGAUUGAGCAGAAUUUCGUGUUCUUUUUUUUCAUACUUUCAUUUCGUUUGAAAUAGCACCCAGCAAAAAAGAAAACAAAAUAUAUAUAUGCAUAUAUAUAUAUAUGUAUACAUAAACAAACGUUUUAGCCACACGUCUCGAAUUAAGGACCACUUUUUAUAUAUACAUUCAGAGAGCAGUGUAUAUUCUUGUGUAAGCUACCGUGAAAAACAAAAAAAAAACUACCGAUUGCAGUCAAGGAUUUGGAUGAAUUUUAACAGAAUAAAUAUAUAACCGACUAGGGAAACUACAGCAAAACUUUGAGAAGCGCGUAACCAAUUGCCAAAACGAAAAAAGAAAUACACAGAAAACUAAACAAGAAAUAGAAAAUUCUUUAAAAAAACAAACAAACAAAAAAGGAAGCUUAAAUAUUGUAAUUCAGACAUCUCUCAAGAUUAGGGCGCUGAGAAAUUGUAAACUAUAUUUUUUUACUUGCAUUAUUUGCCUGUACAUUUGUUACGAAUUUAAUUUGUUUUUUUCCGCAUUUUGUGUGAUUUUUUAUUUAGAUUUCCAUUUAGAUUUAUGCGAUGCGAGAAUAUAUAGCUUCCCCCGAUCAGGCUUAAGGCACAAAUCGAUAUGUUUUUUAAUGGUUUAUAGCAUUAGAAAACAACAGCACAGCGCAAUAUUAAUCCAAAAAAGAUUUGUGAGUAAAUUUAUGUACUAGACUAGACAUUUAAGGAUACGAAUUAUAUGUUUAUUUUACGAUAAAGCUAAAUAAAAGCAAUCAAAGA